UGGUGGGAGGCGAAGAUGCCGGAGCUUCGGUUGCCGUGCUGGGCUGGAAAGGGGGGCGAAGGAGUCGGCGCCUCAUUCUCAGCCGCUAGGAUGAGCUUGAUGGGCGGGGGCCGCGAAUACAAAUGGCUUGUAUCUGAAAACAUGCGGCACCGAUAUUUGCUACUGGUUAUAUUUGGAUGGAUAUUCUUCACAUUGCUGUUUGUUCUACUUCUCAAAGAUAAAGAAAGUAGGGCAGAAUAUGGUACUAAACCUCUAAUAUUUGAUGAAACUGUGACAACAUACAUUAAGAAACUAAAGCUUCAAGAAGAAUCUUUACAAGCAGAUGACCAGCCCACCAGAAGUCUGUGGAAGGAAGUGGAUUCACACUGGGAUGCAGUACAUGCUGAACGAUUAAGCCUUCUUGAGAAUGUGUGUAGAAAUACUUCUAUAAGGAAUCUGACCCAUUCUUCUAUCACACAUUUUGUCUUGGACCGUAUAUUUGUGUGUGAUAAACAUAAAAUCCUAUUCUGUCAAACUCCAAAAGUUGGCAAUACACAGUGGAAGAAAGUUCUUAUUGUUUUAAACGGAGAAUUUAAGUCCAUUGAAGACAUCCCUGAGCCUUUGAUCCAUAAUCACGAAAAGAAUGGCCUACCUCGCUUAUCAUCAUACAGUGCCCCCGAAGUAACAAAAAGAUUGAAUACGUACUUCAAAUUCUUCAUUGUUAGGGAUCCAUUCGAAAGGCUUAUUUCUGCAUUCAAAGACAAGUUUCUAAAGAAUCCUCGAUUUGAGCCAUGGUAUAAAUUUAAAAUUGCUCCAGCAAUUAUUCAAAAGUAUAGGAGGAAUCGAACAGAGACUAAAGGACUCCAAUUUGAUGAUUUUAUUCGCUACUUGGGUGAUCCUAACCACAAGUGGCUUGAUGUUAAAAUAGGAGAACCCAUUAUCCAUUGGGCUACUUAUGUUGAGCUUUGUGCACCUUGUGAAAUCAAGUAUGAUAUCAUAGGACAUCAUGAAACACUGGAAAAAGAUGCUCCAUACAUCAUAAAGAAAGCAGGAAUAAAUAAUUUGGUGUCCUAUCCCCAAAUCCCACCUGGUAUUACAAAGUACAAUAGAACUAAGGUUGAGCAAUAUUUUGCUGGAAUCAGCAAGCGAGAUAUAAAACGUCUUGCUGCUCGUUUCCAAGGAGAUUUCAAACUUUUUGGUUAUGCAGAGCCUGAUUUUUUGCUAAAUUGACAUACCUAAGUAUUGUACCUGCUCUGUGGUAGUACAGUGCAUAUUUAUAUUUCUUUAGGUUUUUUUUGUCAUAAUUUAAUUUUAUCACCAGCAGAGGUCAAUGGAAUCUCUUAGUUUAAUCCAUGCAUGUUUGCAGGCACAACAUGAUUUUUAGAAGUAGGUAAGUAAUUAGUUUGAUGCACGGAACCCAACAGAACAACAUUAUAUGCCGCUAAAAUUUAAUGGAAGUAUUUCCAUAGACAAAAACAGUAAUUGUCAAUUCAAUUGAUCAGUUGUAAAAUACUUCUGUACUGAUCCCAAUGCUGUAUUGUUUGUCACUUUUCAGUCACAAAUAUUAAACAAAUAUCUUAAUUAAAAUUAGAUGUAAAUAUUGCUGCUUAGAAACUCUUAAUACAAAAGAUAAGCAUAAUUUGAACAUUUAAAUUUGUAAUAUUCAUUUGCAAAUACAUCCAACUGUCAGUUUUAUUAAUUGAUCCAUUUUGUGAACUUGUUUCAAUUCUUUCCACCUUCAAUUAGCUCCAUUCACUAAUCAUAGGCAGGGACUAAACUAAUUUAGGGAGUCAGAAGAUUAUUUUGAUUUUGUUGCAAUUUAGUUCCCCUCCACCCAUGAAAUACCCUGUAUAUGUAGUGAUGAUAUUGAUACAACCUGCUCAAACAUGCAGCAAACAAUUCUGAAAUAAUUAAACAAUACUGGAGCAUCAGCUAACCUGAUCCACUAAGCUACUGUUAAUUCAGAACUUUUAAGUUCACGAACUGAUAAAUGUACUAUACAAUUAUAAAGAUUAACUUUACAAAAUGGAUUUUUAUUUUAUAAAGCUAUUUAAGAGUACUUGAAUUUCUGUGCAUCACAAUUCCAAUAUGCUAGCUCAUCUUUAUUAAACAACCAUUUGAGUAACUGUCUACAAAUGCAUUAAAGUGGUUCCAUAAAUUGCAUACAGAAUUUUGGUUUAACCUCUCAAAUGACAGGGUAUAGCAUUUUUCUUCUGAAAGUGCAUUAUUUUUGUAUCCAUAAAGUAACAUGUUAAAAUACAUGAUUGUAUCAAACUUUCUGUGACAGAAACUGCUAACCCAUCCCGUUAACUUUGAGUCUCUUCAUCCGUGUUUCAGUGUUUGAGCUGCCUUCUUUCAUUUGCCACUUUCUGAAGUCUACUUCAGUAAUUCUAGCAAGUCUUGCAUCUUCUAUCUGCCAUCUUCCACUUUCCAAAAACUUAAACUCAAUUAAACUCUACUACAAAUUUCUUGCCCCAAAUCAAAAACAAUUCGGUCAUCACCUUUCUCCAAUUUAAAAUUAAAUUCUCAUUUUCUGUUCAAAUACAUUUGAUUUCAACUUUUCUUAAUUGUCUGAUAUUUGUGCCUUUUGUUCUACAAUUGAAUGCAUUAGCUAGAUACUGAGGUUUGUAUAUAAACUUUAUCUUUCUUUAGUCCAAGAAAAUUAGCCUCAGUAUCCAAGCCUUUGAUUAAUGUACUUGACAGAAUUCCCAUUAAAUUGUUUCAAAUACAAGCAAUUUUUGUUAUAAAGUGAAGGUUUGUUCUGUUGAAGUAACCUAAAGAAGAUGGGGAUACGCUAGACGUGUUCAGGGACUCAUUAGAAAUGUUCAAGUUUUAAGUCAAGACUUCCUGUUGGAUAUUAUUUGUACAUUAAGUUGCAUAUUAUUUGUGCAUUGACAGAAAUAAUUUCAAUAUUUGGAUUUAAUUGCAUUGUAUUUAAACAUAUUUUUGAUGUUAAGUACAGGUAUUAGUCUUCCAGAAUUUUCUUAAUGCAACAUGUCAAAAGUGACAUUCACACAGAAAACUAUGUUAGUAUUCAAGAUUUUGAUGAAUCAGACUGAGAUAAUUAUCUGGAGUGGAAAAUUAUAAAAUAAAAAAUGAAAGCUAUAACUCUAAUUCUGAAAAUAUUCAAAAAGAAAAAAUUUAAAGAUGCUGGAAACAUUCAGUAGGGCAUGAUUUUGCUAUCCAUCAUGCAUAUUGUAUUGACUAUUACUGCUCCUUUGGUUGCCACCUUGCUCCUAUCUGUGGAAUAAUUAUUUCCGUCCUUUUAUUCAAGUUUGAUGUGAAACAACUUUUGAAUGAAUAGAGAGAUCAGUGAAAACCUUCAAAAAGUUUGAACUUGAUCCAUUUAGUAAUGUGCACAGGUGCUUUGGUGCUUAUUCUAUAAUCAACUUUAAGUAGCAAAUAAACAUUAGACAAGAUUUAUGAAAUAUAGUUUCUCCAAUAACCAAUUUUAUACUACCAAAUGCAAAUAUUGAAUAAUUGAGGCUAUAUAUGGUACUUAAGAUUUUAGUCCUUAGCUCCUGUAAAAUUUAUGACAGUUAAAGAUCCUGUUACUGUAGGGUAUUCACAUUUGCAUUCAUUUCAAAAAUAUACCUGAUCAAAGGAAUGUAUUUCUUAUCUGAAUUGUUUUCUGUACAUGUGAUGUAUUAAUUUUUUCUUCAUUUAGUUGGUUCUUCUUUAUACAAGUUCUGGAUUAAACAUUUUGGAACACCUGUCUGGUUUAAUGCUAAUUAUUCAUUCCAUUAGUUAUUGCACUAAUUCUUCUGAUUUGAUUGUAAUUCUCAAUUUUGAGAUUUAGUACUGUCUAAUAAAUGCCUACUGAAACUUGGUCUAUGACUUAAUCUGAU
Mobula hypostoma (lesser devil ray) is the source of this 3827-nucleotide messenger RNA. It is a transcript of the gene chst10, whose product is annotated as carbohydrate sulfotransferase 10. Gene Ontology annotation, cellular component: membrane. Lineage: Eukaryota; Metazoa; Chordata; Chondrichthyes; Myliobatiformes; Myliobatidae. Gene Ontology annotation, biological process: proteoglycan biosynthetic process; carbohydrate biosynthetic process. The record is from RefSeq and is a predicted model, not a curated record. Gene Ontology annotation, molecular function: sulfotransferase activity.